Pelobates cultripes (western spadefoot toad) is the source of this 7551-nucleotide messenger RNA. The record is from the annotation of a GenBank genome assembly. NCBI's taxonomy places the organism in Eukaryota, Metazoa, Chordata, Amphibia, Anura, Pelobatidae.
GCUAUACAUUAUGCUUACUGUUGAAAAGAAAACAGCUCAGCACUGAUAUCAAUGUAUGUAAGCAUCAGCAAGAGACAUGGUAUAUAAAGACCUCUCGUCCUGUGUAACAGCAGACAAUUGUUUGAGACAAUCAACUCAGCGCUGAAAAUGGGAAAGGUAAGAUGACCUGAAAAUAUUAACCUGUUACAGCAGUAGACAUGCUUGAUACCACAGCCAGAUUAUUUAUUUUUUCAAAGUAUAUAUUUUUAAUAAUGUUUCUAAACAUGUCUACAAUCAAACACUUGGAGGGUUUAUAAAAUACCAAACUUAUUUUUGUGUAGUUUGGACAAAGUGAGUCUGUCGUUCACACAUAACAGUUUAAGUUCAGGUAGUCUUCAUGAUAUUCUUUAAAAUGUAUUCACUUCAACAACUUUUUUAAUAUAUUUUGAAAAGUACACAGAUGCUAAAUGAAUUACUGAGCUUGAUAUAUAGUUUCUCUGUUUCCAUUUGUGAAAACUAUGAAAUGGCUGAGAAAUGGCUUGCAGCCAAUCAUGGUUACUGUUUGUUCCUUUGGUCCUUUCUCUGUUCAGUUGUAUUUUAAAAAGUUCUACUGGGAACCAGUUACAAUUUGUAUAUUGUGUUAUAUUUAUAGGUUUAGGGUACUCUACAGAUUUAUAUAGGUUACAUUUUCUAGCAGUGAAUUCAAAGUGAAUUUCAAUUUAAAGGCCAAAAUAUCCACCCUGACAACAGAAAUUAUUUGGGUAUUGUUUUUAAUUCAGCUAUUUUUGUUAAUGUCUGAAAGUCUUUGUUACAAAAUAUGAAGACUUAGAUGGUGUGGCAAUUUCAUUCUAAUUCAUUAUUUUAUGUAAUAAAUGUUAGGGUGAAAGGGGGUGGCUAGGGGCUUCGGGAAGCCUAGUCACUUGGAAGAAACUUAAUGACAAUUUUGGGGCAUGGACAAUGGCAUCACUAUCACCCCUUGUAUUUCUAAUUACAUCCCUCACUAGUCACACAUGGAUAGGGGUUUGGGGGACAUUAGGUUUCCCCUUGUUUUAUAAUAGGAUCCUACUUGCCACCUUUGUGUGGGUGCUGGAGGGGAUAAUAUGUCCCCCAAGUUUGAUAAGUAGCCCACAGAGGACUGUGCAGUGGGUACCUUAGGUUGUCCCUCCAUUUUUAUUAGAUAAUAGUCCCCACCUACCUGUCACAAGUGUGGCUGGGGGUAGACAGUGAUCUGUCCCCCCCCCCCCCAUCAUUUAAUUUAAAAUCCCUACCCAUUACUUCUGGUGAGGGCAUGGGGGGAACCAAGUCCCCUUGUUAUCCUUGUUAUUUCACUGUUCCCAUAUCUAUGGAAUGGCCCUUUUAAGCAACUGGACAGCAAUGGUUACCUAAUUGCAAGUUUUGUUUUUUUUAUAUAAAAGUUUGCUCACUGUUCAGUAUGUAUGCCCCAUCCAUGGCAAGGCAGUUGGGGCAUAAGGCAGAGUUAUUGCAUCACUUUUAGCAAUAUGGUGGUCAUUUUGACACCUAUAUGCUUUUAAAAUGAACUUAUUAUACUUUAAUGUGGGGGCUGGCUUGCAAGCACACACCAGCCAUCAUAUAGUAAACCCUCAUAUCACCAAGUUUGUUUAAUUAUUUGCCUGCUGGAUGCCAGCACUGCCUGCAGGCAAAUAGGAUUUUUCAAACCAUCCUAACACUGAUUUAUAGCAUUCAGGUCCAACUUUCAGACAUCCAACGGCAUUCUGUCCAGUUGAAAUCUGGACCUAAUUCAGGCUCGUUCAAAGCCUGGUUAGCAAAUCUGUACAUUGUUAAUUAGUAUGAACAAUGUAUGGAUUUUGCAGUCUGAAUGAUGGUUCACCCCAUUUGGUAUUGUUCCUUUCAAUAUUUACUAAAUAACCCUGUUUGCUUCACAAAUCUGUCUGUAUUCUCUAAAGGUUACCCUGGGCAUUAGACACUUGGAAAUCUAUCAAAUAAACAUUUAUCUGAAAAGUGUCUUUUAAAGUGUCAGAAUAUAGACUAAAGUAGACUAGUUGGAGGAAGAAACUUGUUCAGCCAUUCUGAAUAGAAGGUAUAUUGUUAUCUGCUAACCCAUGAAUUGUCAUUAUUUGAAUAACUGGGGAUUUAAAUUUUAGGCUACAAUAGCUGUGCUGAAAAAAAGAGCUGAGUUGGAGAAUGCAGUUUGGCCUCUUUGGCGUAAAUUUACAAUUCUCUGGUUGAUUCCAGACAAGUCUUGGUUUAGGGAGAAAGAGAUCAGAGAAAAUUAAAAGAGAAUUGUGAGCAGAGAGACUAUCACUGGAGGGGGUAAAAGUGAAUGAAGGUCACUGUCAGAUAUGAAAAAUUAGUGAAAUUAUAUUCAUGUAGAAGUCGUAAAAUCAGAUUUUGUCUUACAAACAAAAAGUAAUUAAAAAAGUAAUACUUCAGUAUAAGUCUUACCUUUAGAUUAGCAGUGCAUGGUAAUGCAAUGAAAAAACAAAAUGUGCUAAGAUUAAUAUGACUUUUUUUUCUAAAUGCUGUACUUUUGAAAGAUUCUCUCACUUAGCUAUUGUUAGAUUUAAAUGGACACUGUUGCCACCAAAACAAUUUUAGAUUAUUUAAGCAGUUAUGUUGUAUAGAUCAUGCCCCUGCAGUCUCACUGCUCAAUUCUCUGCCAUUUAGGAAUCAAAUCACUUUGUUUAUGCAGCCCUAGACACACCUCCCUGCAUAUGACUUGCACAGUCAUCUUAAACACUUCCUGCAAAGAGUCAUAUAAUGUUUACACUUCCUUUUUGUAAAUUAUGUUUAAUUUAAAAUGUCUUAUAUCCUGCACUGUCAAUAGCUUGGUAGAUCCUGCAGGUGCCUCUUGUAAUUAAUUAAAGUCCAAUUUACUAAUCAAGAGAUUAAAACUUUUAAAUUAAGUUACAGCUGAUUGAAAAUAAAAACAAUUUGGUUUUCGUGCAGGCUGUUUCACUUACUGUCAUGGGAAGUGUAGCUAGGGCUGCAUAAACAGAAACAAAAAGGAUUUAACACCUAAAUUGCAGUGAGACCUUAGAGGCAUGAUCUAUACACUAAAACUACUUCAUUAAGCUAAAGUUGUUUUGGUGACUAUAGUGUCCCUUUAAAUUUUACAUUUGGGUUUCAAUUCAUCACAAUUCAGUAUCAAAUUAAAAAACUCCAUAGGUGUUAAUUUUAAUUUAUUGAUGUAUUGACUAAUUAUUUUUAGAUGACUGUUGCAAAGGUUGCAAAAUAUGUCCAACUUCAGCCGAAAUUGAAUUUUCUUUCAGUUCUGCAAUUCUGGAAAACAUUUUCUGUGACUGUUUGAAAGUAAAUAAGAGCUUCCAGUGAACAGUCACAUCUGCAUCACAUAGGAAUUGAUAUCACUAAUCACCAUAUUGUAAACUGAUUUGAAAACUACUGGCAACAUUUACUUCGAAAAAAAUCUCCAACUCAGCUUAACUAUUUUAUCCUAAAAUUUUCCAACUUGGUUUUCUUUCCACUGCACUUUUUUGUUAGACAAUUUCCUUUGUAUUUAGUUGCUUUGAAAUGGGGGACACCUCUUUUAUUUAUGUUUUUGUAAUUCUUUAUUUUAUUUUUGCAUAGUUUAAACAAGCGGGUUUGCACUGUACAACAGCUGGUACAAACUGAACAUCAGGCACAGUAUAACAUUUGUGUUGCCACGAAAUACAUUACACAUUUUGUUAAUAAGAAUCAGGGCCGUCUUUAAUUUUGAUUGGACCCUGGGCAAGCAUUUACUUGGGCCCCCUGACUAUAUAUAGAUAUACACAAAUACACUACCUGACACACAUGAAGAUACACACUGACCGCAUGUAGAUACACACAAGAACAUACAGAUACACACAGACUACAUAUAGAUACACUGACACACACAUAGACAUACACACAGAUAUAAACACUGACAUACAUGUAGAUACAAAGGUACACCCAUUGACUACAUAUAGAUACACACACACACUGACACAAAUCCAGACACACAGAUACACAACCUAAAACACAUGCAGAUAUACAGAUACAAACACUGACACAUACAGAUACACACACAAACGGAAAACAUACAGAUACAGAGACACAUUCUGACAGACGUACUGACACAGACAGUCAUACUGAACCACACAUACACAAAGACAUACUGAACCACACAGACAUUGACAUACAGAUACACUGACAGACAUACUGGCACAUAUACACACAGACAGACAGACAUACUGAAACACACAUACACACAGACAUUGACAGACAUAUUAAAAAACACAGACAUACAGAACCACAUGGACACUGACAGACUCACACAGACAUACUGACAGACAUACAUACAUUCUGACACACAUACACACAUACAUACAUACUGAACCACACAGACAUUGACAGACUCACACACACACACAGACAUACUGACACACUGACAGACAUACACACAUACACUGACAGACAUACACACACAAAGACAUACUGACACACUGACAGACAUACACACAUAUACAGACAGACACACACACACUGACAGACAUACACACAUAUACAGACAUACUGAAACACACAUACAGACAUACUGAACCACACAGACACUGACAGACUCUCACACACACAGACAUACAGAUACACAAUGACAGACAUACUGGCACACUAACAGACAUACACACAUACUGACACACUCAUGCAAAAUUUGAUAACCACCCUCCAGUUUCUUACCUUUUCCUGGAGGGUGGCUUCACUGGGGUCCAGUGGGCUGGCUGGGGUGGCUGGGAGUUAAGCUCUCCCGGCCUGGCCCCCUCCGGAACAGCUCCUUCCUCCCUGCGCGGCUCCUGUUUCUGUGGGAGGAAGUGACACGCGGCUGUCACUUCCUCCCAGUGCUCCCGAAAUGCAAGGGCCCGGUCGCGCUGUUAAAGCGCCACAGCGCCCGACCGGGCCCCUGCUGACACAGGCCCACCGGGUGGCCCUAAGUGCAUGGGCCACCCGAUGGGCCCCCAUAGUCUGCAGGUAGAGGGCAAACAGGGCAGUUACCUCGGGCCCCCCAGCAGGGACAGGGCCCGGGGCAGCUUCCCUGUUUGCCCCGCGUUAAAGACGGCCCUGAUAAGAAUAAACAAGAUUAAACUAAAAUCCUUAAUCUAAAGGGGAAAAUUUCUCUCCCUAAGUACAUAUAAAAACAAUGCAUAAAACCAAGCAGUAUAAGUGUAAGAGACAGCAUGUUCUAAGCAAAGUGAUAUAGGCUAGACCGAGUGAGUAGUAGACCAUUACCCGCCCACGUAUAUGCUUGAUAGACAUGUCUUUAUGGUAAAGUGGUUUCGGCAUUUACAGGUAGUUUGAGAUUAUUGGGUAGACAUGUCAAACAGCGUGAAAUCAAUACUACAAUGUCUGUUAGUGUGGGAUGUAGAGUACAGGGUGCAUGUACAUUGUAUAUCAUGAAUUAGGUGCAUGAUUUUUAUGUUGGUGCGGCAGGUUUGGUCAUCCGCUAGGUCUAGACAUGUCACCAGAUAUCUGUGAGAGGCCUGUAGAUUCUCCACAGCAUCCCGAAGUCCUUAUACCUCCCCUUGGGCCUGUACUCAAGCGGUCACCACUUGGACUUCAGUUCUCAUUAAGUCCAUAUCAACCGCUUAUAUCUGCUUUAGUUCCAGCAGCAGGUUUUUGAUGUCCAGCUUAGUGGCUGGAGUCAGACUGUCCGGAUCAGCCGGUUCCGGACAGUGUGGUUUGCAGGUUCCAUAUGAUCUCUGGAGGCAGAGUCCGAGCUGCAGGAGCUAGCAUCAUGUUCUGGUGGGGCUGCCAUUUUGUGGGCCACAGGUCGCUGUAGCAGAACUCCUAUAUCUUGGGAGUCUUUGGACAUAGUGGCCUGGGCUUUCUGGGAUUUUCUGCCCAUUGUAUUACCACAGGGCUCUCUGGUGAUGUAAGGCUAGAGGUAGGAUGCGGCUUGUGGAGCAGAUAGGUCGCGGUAGGCCCCAACUGUGCCUGUUUGCGGGAACAAGAAGGGCAUUUGGACACCGCCUGUACUGCUGUGUUGGAGUGGUGAGUAAUCUGGCAUAAAUGCAGGGCUCUGCUUGUAGUGAUUACAGGGGAAAUAGAGCAGAUUUAUUAUGAUUUGGCAGGAGCUUGGGAGAGUAGCAUCCGUUCAGUUCAAGCGUUAGGCUCCGCCUCCCAACACCUCUUUUAUUGUGACUAUUAAAUGUAUUAUGUAAUUCUUCUGUUGUAAAAUAUUUUAUAUAUGUGAGCAUAUAAUGCAUUUGCUGUUUUUGAAUAAAAAUAAAAUAUAUAUUGUAAUAAAAAUGUGUUUUGUACAUUAGCUACAUAUGACAUUAAUAGCGACUUACAUUUCCACAGAUCAUCUUCUAUGAAGAUCGUAACUUUCAGGGACGCUCUUAUGAGUGCAGCUCUGAGUGUUCCGAUUUGACCUCAUUCUUUCACCGCUGCAAUUCCAUCCGAGUAGAAAGUGGAAACUGGAUCCUGUAUGAGAACCCCAACUAUAGAGGACACCAGUAUUACCUUAGCAAAGGAGAAUAUCCUGAUUUUCAACAAUGGAUGGGUUUCAACGACUCCAUCAGAUCUUGUCGUAUUAGCCCACAGGUAAAGUACUUCCUUAGAAAAUUGCCUUAAAUCUAAAACCAUUACAGAAUAAUAAAUGUGUAUUUAAACUAACAAUAAAAGAUGCACUUCAAAAAUAUUUCUCAGUUCAAUCUAUUUAGGCUUGACAUUUGGCAAUACAAUGUCUCUUCCAUUUUUGGGAAAUAUUUCCUGCUCAGUGUUUUUCAAAUUAAUUGAAAUUAAACAAAUUGUUAUACAUUUUAAAAUGACAACUUAAUUUUGUUUCCUAAAAGCACCAAGGCUCAUUCAGAAUAAAGGUCUACGAGAGGGAGGAUUUCCGAGGCCAGAUGAUGGAGUUCACUGAAGAUUGUCCCAAUGUCUAUGAAAGAUUCCGUUAUCAUGACAUUCACUCCUGCCAUGUUCUUGAUGGUUAUUGGAUGUUCUAUGAGGAACCAAAUUAUAGAGGCCACCAGUAUUACCUGAGACCUGAAGAAUAUAAAAGAUAUACUGACUGGGGUGCCAUGAACCCAAAAAUUGGCUCAUUCAGAAGACUCCAUUAUUUUCAAUAAAUAGUAGUAUUGAGUGAGUCGGGAUGUAAUUCAAAAUUAAUUAAAAAAGAUAAGAAUGGUAACAUUGUCACUAUUUAAUUUGCUCAUAAACAAUUGUAUUGUAUUGGUACAUUAAAGGCACAUAUUACAGGUUUUGAAAUAAAUUAUUUCUAAGUGGAUUCCUUAACUAUAUUGAUAAAAUAUUGUAAUAUUAUGAUUUAAAGUGAAGAUGUUACCUUGGAGGGAGUCUGGAAAGCUCUUCUAAGGUGACAUGCUUGCUUCAUCGACCUCCUAAAAGGACAGAAUGUUGAUGAAAUGCCUAUCCACGGUUUAUAUAUUAAGUUUUCCAUCUUUGUUUUUGAACUACUUGAAAAGACUUUGUAUACAUAAAAAUAUAUGAAAAAUACUAAAUGUGGACAUAGAAAUUCACAGCACAUGACAUUAUUGUUUGCAUCUAGAGACAAUACUGUCUAAACUUUACUAAAAAUUGGUAAUAAAAUAAAAAAUAUUUUUUUACAUUAUUGACCAG